This is a messenger RNA of Colletotrichum costaricense, 543 nucleotides long. RefSeq lists its product as uncharacterized. Lineage: Eukaryota; Fungi; Ascomycota; Sordariomycetes; Glomerellales; Glomerellaceae. The record is from RefSeq and is a predicted model, not a curated record. The coding region runs from base 1 to 543 and encodes 180 amino acids. The transcript has 5 exons.
AUGUCCCUCGUCUCGCCAUCAUCUUCUCUGUUUUAUGAGGCCAGGCUGGAUGGAGACAGCGCCGCAACAGAACAGCCGACAAACGAGCCGACCAUAACCAGCCCGGGCGAUGGACGUGCGCUUGAUGAGAAGGGGCGGCUAAGCCACCGUUUUGCUAAGCUGCUGUUGAUGAACGUCGGAAUGUUUGCGGGCUACGAGGUGGUGUUCCGUGUCGACGUAGCGGCUUGUCCGCGGAUUUCUGCAACGGCCAAGCACGUGAACAACGUCGAUGGACUGGCGCAGACAAGGCCCAAGGCCGACGGAACCGCUAUGCGGCAACAAAUGGGCUUCCUUCCAAAAAUCCGUUCGCCUACGUUCCUUUCCCAGGGCAAGAUCGACCAGCCAGCACCGGAACUGGAGGAGAUGUAUUGCAGUCUACUCAAGGUGGUCUUGACUCUGUAUCUUGUAAAGAGAGAGCUGGGAUCCAGACUUGAGCUGCGAGAGCGGCCCAGAUUUGGGGCCACCGAAGUAGAACGUGUCAGGAUUCGGGAGUCCCAGGACUGA